UGUUGCACCCUCUACGUCACGGUCAGUUUCUCUUACCUUCACCAUAAAAUAGACAUUCUUGCCUUUUCAUUCAUUGUAUGUUCAGUCCUUCAAACACUCCCCCUCUCUCUCACACACACGUACACUCACCACAAGUGUCUGCUGUAGUGUAGAAUGGAUCACAAGUUCAAAAGCAAAUGGGAAAACACCAACUACAACUUUGAUAAAGAUUAUGGGUAUGAUGGAAUCUCAUGGCGUCAAAGAAGCUUCAUGUGCAACUUUUGCAAGAAAGAGUACAAGUCCGCACAAGCUCUUGGUGGUCACAUGAAUGUUCACAGAAGAGAUAGAGCCAGACUGAGGCAAUCUUCACCCUCUCUUGAUCACCCUAACCCUAACCCUAAUUUCUCAUCACCACCUUCAUCUAUGAUGUGUGUACCCUUCAAGACAUUCCAUUCUUCUCUUUUCUCCCUUGAUAUUUCCUCAUCAUCUUUAACCAUGAACAAUGAAGAGACACAAACCAUGUUCCCAUUCGUACCGCAUUCGGCUUGGAACUUUCUUGGAGAUAUGAGAAAGAAUAUGAACACUGAGGAGUCUUUUGAUCAAGAAAAUGAAAGUAGGGUUUGGAAGAAGAGAGAGGGUUUUAGGGUUGAAAUGGAAAAGGGUUUGGUUAAAGAUGGAAAGAUUGAGAUGGGUUUGGAUUUGGAACUUCGACUCGGGCGAUCUUAAUUUGCUUUGUAGCAUGAACAUAAUUCAGGGUUUAGUUGUGUUCAUCAUUUAACUAUUUGAUCAGGUAAUGAUCAGUCUUCUAGGGUUUAUGUUUAUGUUGGUUUUUAACUAUGUAUGUGUUAGAUUGCAAGAUCCAUCUGUUUGCUGGCAGUGAAUUUAAUGAAGGAUAUUAAAUAUAAGUUUUAGUUUUCUAAA
Messenger RNA from Helianthus annuus (common sunflower), 900 nucleotides. RefSeq names its product transcriptional regulator SUPERMAN. The record is from RefSeq and is a predicted model, not a curated record. The coding region runs from base 154 to 705 and encodes 183 amino acids. NCBI's taxonomy places the organism in Eukaryota, Viridiplantae, Streptophyta, Magnoliopsida, Asterales, Asteraceae. The transcript has a single exon.